Closterium sp. NIES-65 is the source of this 360-nucleotide messenger RNA. NCBI's taxonomy places the organism in Eukaryota, Viridiplantae, Streptophyta, Zygnematophyceae, Desmidiales, Closteriaceae. The record is from the annotation of a GenBank genome assembly.
AUGGUCAUGGCUCGCUCUAUUCUCUCCGUCGGCCUCGCGCUCUUCCUCGCUGCAGUUCUGGCUCUCUCCUGCGUCUCGUGCGCUCAAGGCGUCAGAGUUAUUGCAGAUGAUGCGAACAAACUCCUGGCUGGAAUGCGCAAGGCAGAUGACGGCACGCCCUGCAGUCUGGUGUUCAAGCGGAAAGUGCAGGACUGCUACUCACUCUCCCUCGUGAGAACGCAGAAGAGCAUGGACAAGUGCAAGGAAGACCUUCUCGCGCAGAUUCAGCAGUGCGGAGGCAAGCCAGUACGGACCGAGUAUCCUCUGGCAGGAGGAGCAAGCAAGCCUAGUAACUCAGCAAGGCCAAGCGCCAAAAAGUGA